This is a messenger RNA of Hipposideros armiger (great roundleaf bat), 830 nucleotides long. RefSeq names its product regulator of G-protein signaling 4-like. The transcript has 2 exons. Lineage: Eukaryota; Metazoa; Chordata; Mammalia; Chiroptera; Hipposideridae. Bases 1 to 246 code for a protein of 81 amino acids. The record is from RefSeq and is a predicted model, not a curated record.
AUGGAGGUGAACCUGGACUCCUGCACGCGGGAGCAGACGAGCCGCAACGUGCUGGAGCCCACCCUCACCUGCUUUGACGAGGCGCAGAGGAAGAUUUUCCACCUGAUGGAGAAGGACUCCUACCGCCGCUUCCUCAAGUCCCGCUUCUACCUGGACUUGGCCGGCCCUUCCGGCUGUGGGUCGGAGAAGCAGAGCGCAGCCAAGAGCCCCGCAGACUGUCCUUCCCUGGUCCCCCAGUGUGCCUAACUGUCCCUCCCCGGCAAAGGGCCGACACGCUGAGACUCUGUGCCUGGAGAGUCCGAGGCCAAACCCCAACGUGCGUGGAGCCCACGCUUUGCCCACAUGUAGCUUAGUUUCUGUGCUGCCUGCCGCGUGCCGUUCAUUCUAGACUUAGUUUCGGUGUUCAUCAGCCCGGGACCUCAGCCCAGUCUCCACUGGAGUUUUUAGGGUGCCACGUGAGCACGUUCCAGAGAACAGUCUGAUAGACCUGGGUUUUCAGAGAUCAUAUGACAUCCACAGGGACGUGGGUUCCGUUAGCCAGCACUUUCUCCAAAGUCUAGACACUUAGAUGAGCUUGACCUAUCAUGUGGAUGUGAGUGUGCCUGUUUACACCACACACACAUGUAACAUGGAUGUGCACAGUCAUGAGCUCCUGGAGUCUCUUGCUCGCACAGAAAUACAUGUGUGUUCUGAUCACUGGGCGGUCACCCUGUGAUGGACAGGUCAGGCUGGACCGGCUCCAUGUCUCCUAAGAAAUGGAUGCUGACCUGGGUGAUGCUGUGAGGCUCCCCGUCUUGCUGGAGAAGUUCCAGGACGCUGUGUCAGUUGAG